Molecule: messenger RNA, 2160 nt
Organism: Heteronotia binoei (common prickly gecko)
Lineage: Eukaryota; Metazoa; Chordata; Lepidosauria; Squamata; Gekkonidae
Gene: RALB
Product: RAS like proto-oncogene B
Exons: 4
Coding region: 38-658 (206 amino acids)
Biological process (GO): Ras protein signal transduction
Cellular component (GO): plasma membrane
Molecular function (GO): GTPase activity; GDP binding; GTP binding
Source: RefSeq, a predicted model, not a curated record
CUCUUGCCCUGGUGAAAGUUGACAGCUGUACAGAAACAUGGCUGCUAGCAAGACGAAAAACCAGAGUUCGUUGGCCCUCCACAAAGUAAUCAUGGUUGGUAGUGGUGGUGUGGGCAAGUCAGCCCUUACCCUUCAGUUUAUGUAUGAUGAGUUUGUUGAAGACUAUGAACCUACAAAGGCUGAUAGUUACAGAAAGAAAGUAGUUCUGGAUGGUGAAGAAGUUCAGAUAGAUAUUUUGGAUACCGCGGGACAAGAAGAUUACGCAGCUAUUCGAGACAACUACUUCCGUAGUGGAGAAGGUUUUCUUCUAGUUUUUUCCAUUACUGAGCACGAAUCCUUUACAGCAACAGCAGAGUUCAGGGAACAAAUCUUACGUGUGAAAGCUGAAGAAGACAAAAUACCUUUGCUUGUGGUGGGAAAUAAAUCUGAUUUGGAAGACCGCCGACAAGUGCCUGUAGAAGCAGCCAGAAGUAAAGCAGAGGAGUGGGGUGUACAAUAUGUAGAGACAUCUGCAAAAACCAGAGCAAAUGUAGAUAAGGUGUUUUUUGAUCUAAUGAGAGAAAUUAGAACUAAGAAGAUGUCAGAAAACAAAGACAAGAAUGGCAAGAAAAGCAGCAAAAGCAAGAAAAGUUUUAAAGAGAGAUGCUGCUUAUUGUGAUCUUCAGUAGCCAGACUUGUAGGCUAUGGAAUUAACAAGACAUUUUACCUCUGAAAGUAUAGAGGAUUAUUGGAUAUAUGAAAGGAAAUCUGGAUCCUAUAGGUUUUCCCACUCACAUAAUAGCCUUUUUGGAAAAGCAAAACGUGGUUAAAAUUGUUCAGAAGUCAACAAAUCUCUGUAUUGAAAUGGAUGAUUCAUGAAAGCAGCUGUUGAUGCUAAAAAUAUUGCCAGCAAAUAUUUCUCUGACCAUUUGGUUCUCUGCCUGAUAUGGUUGCUUUGAAAUUGUCUCUUGAUCUCCCCCCCCCCCCCCAAAUGAUGCUCACUCAACAAGAGACUUUCCUUCUGUCAAGCAUAUUCAAAGUGGUUUCUCUUCAUUCAAGUUCAACUGGAGCUUUUCACUAUUCUUACCUGGCUUCAGUAUACUCUGUUGUUUCAAAAAAAAAAAAAAGGAAAGUUAGACACACUGAAAUCAUCCUGGUCUUUGAAAUUUGCAGACAACUUGGUCAAGUAUGGUAUAAUUCUUUCAGAUUCACUCCUUUGCCAGUGUAUUAGAUGGACAUUAAGGACUUAGUCCUUUGGAAAGAAAGGUCCAGCAGCGAAUCAGUAGUAUUUGUCAUUGCUACAGUAUUCCUGAAUUGAGCCUAUAUUUUCAGAACAUUAACAGUUUUAAUCUGAAAAGUUGCUUAUUCAUUGUUUUGUUUCCUCCUUUUAAUUCUAGUGUUUUAUUGGAGUUAAAUGGAAACUGAACAAGAGAGACCAUCUUUUUGUUAAUGUAGAGUUUCUGUUUUGCCCCAUAAUCAGUUCCAUUUUUGCCUGGCAAUACUAGACCCUCUUUCAGUGGCUUUACAAUGUUCUAACAAUCAUAUGAAGAAAUAUGAUGAUUUACAUUGUGAAAUAUGAUUUUGCUUUAGUCUUCUGGUUAAAAUGGAAGGGAAGCUUGUCCUUCGACAAGGCAAUAUAAGUAACCUGUGCACACAGACGUCAUCAAAAUGAACUGAAGUUAAUAGACACUUAAGUGGUUUGUGCAGGAACGAAAGUAUUUUGUUGUUCGGUUACGCUUAGCUCCUCUUUAGUUCUCUCUAAUGAACUUCAGCUGUGUUACUUUUAACAUCAAGUUUUGGAGUUGAAUUACUGAACAACCACCCAUGGGUAUUGUGACGGAAUUUGUGUGGGUGUGGAUAUGAGGGAACUAAAUCAGUAAGUGGGGAAGUGGUUUCAUUUUUAAUUUUUUUUUUUAAAGAGAAUUCAGUUAAUCAUGUGCAGUUGCCAAAAACCUGACCCUUGUUAAAUUUGCACAGGUGGUUGUACAGUUAUUGAAUGAAUCAUGCAGAAAGGUCUGGAUUUUAAAGGCAGCUAAAUAUAUUCAUUAAAAAGUAACCUCUUCUGGUUCUGUCACUAAUUGCAUUGUUGAUGUAGGUGGAAAAAGGCAUACGUGUGCAAUUAUGUUUUUAAUAAUGUUUUUAAAACAUUAAACCAACCAAGGAAGUCAACAUUGAGUUUGA